Molecule: messenger RNA, 1746 nt
Organism: Ylistrum balloti
Lineage: Eukaryota; Metazoa; Mollusca; Bivalvia; Pectinida; Pectinidae
Product: dopamine beta-hydroxylase-like
Exons: 12
Coding region: 1-1746 (581 amino acids)
Biological process (GO): octopamine biosynthetic process; norepinephrine biosynthetic process; dopamine catabolic process
Cellular component (GO): secretory granule membrane
Molecular function (GO): copper ion binding; dopamine beta-monooxygenase activity
Source: RefSeq, a predicted model, not a curated record
AUGAACUUUUUGACUACAGCGCUGACAAUCAUCUGGAUGCUCCAGACUGCAUUGUCAUUGCCAAUAUAUCGGUACCACACAAUUUUGGACCCAAAUGGACAACUGUCCUUGGACUGGGAUGUGGACGGUGUGCAACAGUUGGUAAAGUUCCAGUUGGUCGCCAUGGUGAACAAUCAUAAAAACAAUUGGUUUGGUCUGGGUUUUUCUGACUACGGAAUGACUAACGAUGCCGACCUCGCUGUUUAUUGGGAGGCCAAUGGAGUUCACCACUUUCAGGAUUGCUGGACGGACGAUCAUGGGCGUUUACACGUUGACAGGCACCAGGAUUUUAUUUUAGUAACAUCAUCUAUUGAGGGACAGAAGCGCAUUCUGGAGUUCCAAAGACGAUAUGACACGUGUGAUACACACGACUAUGUCAUUGAGAAUGGCACUACACAUAUAUUGUUUUUCUUCGGUGAAUCCAGUCCCCGUACAUUGGAGGGUGUGUCAUUGUCUGGCGUAGGAGUUCAAGUCACACGGGUACAGCUUCUAAAACCGGACAUCCCCGCCCCUGUGUUCCCAAGUGAUACAUGGACAUUUGACGUCACUGCUCCUUCGAUCACAGUUCCCGAUAAGGAUACUACAUACUGGUGGUAUCUUACAAGGCUUCCUCACCUGUCUGAAAAACACCAUAUCAUCAAGUACGAAAGUGUCAUUCAACCCGGAAGUGAGCACCUAGUACACCACAUGGAGGUAUUUCAGUGUGAAAUCGGCCCCAAUGACGUCAUCAGACCUUACAACGGCCCCGGAAUGGCGGAAGGGAAGCCACCAGGACUGUCCGCAUGUCGGAAUGUUAUCGGAGCCUGGGCAAUGGGAGCUGGGCCAUUUAUACUGCCCCCAGAAGCCGGAACACCAAUAGGCGAGAAGUCUACAUCCUCCUUCAUCCUCCUAGAGAUACAUUACAACAACCCUAAUAUGAUCAGAGGCAUGGUGGAUUCGUCAGGAAUAAGAUUUUAUGUCACACGUCAUUUGCGUCGCCAUGACGCUGGCAUUAUGGAACUUGGAUUGGAAUACACAAACAAAAUGGCUAUACCUCCGGGUCAGACAUCCUUUCCACUUACUGGUUAUUGUAUCGCUGAGUGCACAUCUGUGGGCCUUGGUCAUCAGAGCAUUCACAUAUUUGGAUCACAAUUACAUACUCAUUUGACUGGAAAGAAAGUAUAUACCAAACACGUUCGUGAUGGAGUAGAGCUUCCAGAACUCAAUCGAGACAAUCAUUACAGUCCACAUUUCCAAGAAAUCCGUCGUCUUCCUGUUCCAGUCGAAAUUCGUCCGGGUGACGCCUUGGUGACUACAUGUGAUUACCAUACUGAAGACAGACCAAACGUUACAGUGGGCGGGUUUUCUAUCAAGGACGAGAUGUGUGUAAACUAUAUACUAUACUACCCCCGGACAAGCCUUGAGGUCUGCAAGUCCUCAGUACAAACAUCAAGUCUUCAUAAGUUCUUCAGCUUCCUCAAUAUGUGGGACAAUGACAAGACAUCGAGGAGGAAGGGCGACAGAGAAAACUACAGUUCAAUCCGCUGGUCACCUACCACCACAAAGCUUAUGUUGUCACUGUACGACAUGGCACCACUCUCGAUGCAGUGCAACAGAUCUGAUGGCACACGCUUUCCGGGAGUUUGGGAACAAGCAAAGAAGACACGCAUAAAUCUACCUCUCCCGAAGCCAAAGUCGCGAUGUCGUUCAAGACGCCUGUUCCAUUGA